Messenger RNA from Rangifer tarandus platyrhynchus (Svalbard reindeer), 420 nucleotides. NCBI's taxonomy places the organism in Eukaryota, Metazoa, Chordata, Mammalia, Artiodactyla, Cervidae. The record is from the annotation of a GenBank genome assembly.
AUGCCAGGGGACCCCCUGCCUGCACAAGCUCUGGGAGCCUGUGUCUCCUUCACUCUGUUCCCAGGAGCCCAGCACUGGGGAGGGAGGGGCCACCCCAAUCUCUCUGCAGCUGGUGAUGAACCAGGGGUGCCCCCUGCUGCCCUUAUGGGGUCUGGGGGGCAGAGCUGCAUCUCCCCUGCAGAGGGAGGUGAGGAAGCCCCCGGCGGGGACCUUCCAGGAGAACACGCUGGGGCAGCCGCUCCUGGACUCCUGCGCACGGCGGCCCUCAGUGCACCCGGCCUCCGGAGCAGCCAGCCCAGCAACCUCGGGGGCGCCUGUGCACGGGACCUGUGCCCGGGGAGACGUGCUCAGGGCAUCCUCCACUUAUCUGUGUGGAUCAUUACCACCUCUUGUCUGUACUAUUUUGGUCACAUUCAAUAG